This is a messenger RNA of Cinclus cinclus, 937 nucleotides long. RefSeq names its product peroxisomal trans-2-enoyl-CoA reductase (gene PECR). Gene Ontology annotation, cellular component: peroxisome. Gene Ontology annotation, biological process: phytol metabolic process. The transcript is spliced from 8 exons. Gene Ontology annotation, molecular function: trans-2-enoyl-CoA reductase (NADPH) activity. The coding region runs from base 1 to 909 and encodes 302 amino acids. Lineage: Eukaryota; Metazoa; Chordata; Aves; Passeriformes; Cinclidae. The record is from RefSeq and is a predicted model, not a curated record.
AUGGCGGCGGCGGGCGGCGGGCUGCUGGCGGCGGGGCUGUUCCGCGGGCGGGUCGCCAUCGUCACCGGUGGCGGCACCGGCAUCGGCAAGGCCAUUGCCGCCGACCUGCUGGCGCUAGGUUGCAGUGUUGUUAUUGCCUCUCGUAAAUUUGACCGAUUAAAAGCUGCUGCAGAAGAACUGAAUAAUAGAUUUGGUUCCAUGAGUCCUGCCCAAGUGACUGCCAUAGAGUGCAAUAUCCGCAAAGAAGAAGAGGUAGAAGCUUUGGUGAAGUCUACACUGAGUCUGCACGGGAAGAUUGACUUCCUGGUGAAUAAUGGAGGUGGCCAGUUUGCAAGUCCUUCUGAAGCCAUCCGUGCAAAAGGCUGGAAUGCUGUGAUAGACACAAAUCUGACAGGAACUUUCUAUUGUUGCAAAGCAGUGUACAAUGCCUGGAUGCAGGAUCAUGGAGGAGCCAUUGUCAACAUUACUGCUGCUGUGAGAAAUGGCUUUCCUGGAAUGUCGCACACAGGAGCUGCAAGAGCUGCAGUGAAUAACCUAACCAAGACUUUAGCUUUAGAAUGGGCUCACAGUGGAGUGAGAAUCAACAGUGUUGCUCCCGGACUGGUAUUUUCAGAAACUGCUGUUGCAAACUAUGGAGAACAAGGUGUAAUGAUGUGGUUAAAGAGCAUACCAAAGGUUCCUGCCAAGAGGUCGGCUGUUCCUGAGGAGAUCUCUCCUGCAGUAUGUUUCCUGCUGUCUCCAGCUGCAUCAUUCAUAACUGGGAUAACCAUGGUCGUGGAUGGUGGCCAGAGUUUGUACAGCCAUACCCUAGAAAUACCCAAUCAUGACAGAUGGCCCUCACCACCAGAAGGAAAAAAUUCUGAAAUGCUGAAAAAGCUUCUUUCUGGCGAGUUCAAACCAAAGCUAUAAAAGAAAGAGAUUUUACCUUGUUCCCUGU